AUUAUCGACUCAUUUCCGUUAAUCAUUUCCUUCAAAGAAGCCUGCUUUUGGCUGAGAAGCAAACAAUGGCUCCUCUAAUCACCUCCCAAGCAGUCCGAAACCCUCUCCUCCUCACACCGCCAAACCUCAAACCGACCUUCUAUUCCCCUCGCUGCCACCUUUUGUCUUUCCAUAACCCCUCAAAACCCCUAUCUCCCCGCCUCACCGCCAAGCGUAACCUAGCCACCCUUGUUCUCGCUUCGGCUUCCCCUGCUUUUCCCGCUCUGCACCCACGAACCCCUCAAAUCCCGACUCAGUCACAGUCUCCGCUCACCCAAACUCUCACCACCAUUGCAGCCAUAGCCUUAUGCUUCUCCACCCUUUUCAGCAAGCUCGUCGAAAACCUUGCUCCCCAAAUCACCCAACAAGUCGUUCUGCAGAGAAACUUGGUUAGCACUGUUGGACCGCUAUUCUUCGCCGCUCUAAAAGACCGGCCCACUGGGUACCUGAAUACGCCGCUGACGGUGGUGGCCGCGGGAUUGGGCAAGUGGCUCGACAUCUACAGUGGGGUUUUGAUGGUUAGGGUUUUGCUCAGUUGGUUCCCCAAUAUUCCCUGGGACCGCCAGCCCUUGUCCGCAAUUCGGGACCUCUGCGAUCCCUAUUUGAACCUCUUCCGGAAUAUAAUCCCACCGAUAUUCGACACGUUGGAUGUUAGCCCGCUUUUGGCCUUCGCGGUGUUGGGCACUCUUGGUUCUAUUCUUAAUAGCAGCAGGGGCGUGUAUUGAAGAAGAGAGGAUUGCUGGGUUUCCUCUGUUCUUCAUGGUUAUAUCCUUUCCUAUGUUGGCAGGCUUCAGCUGUGAGCAAAACCAAAUGCAGAAGCUCAAGCUUAACUGAAGCCACCGGUCAUGGCUGUGGCUCUUCACCAGAGGCGACCCUACCAACCCUAGAAAGCUGGGGCUGGCCAUCAACCGUGCUGUGAAUCUUCUUGGAAUCGUGGUUCAAAUGUGUAUUCUUUUUGCUCUCUUUGGGCCACAAUGACUGGUGUGCUGGACUAGUACUGUGUGGGCGGCACUUGAAUGAGCCUGCGUGACUAGUUGAAGCACAAAUGCAUAUCUUCUUGUACCCAGCGGCUGCUUGUGUUAUGGAUCUUCUCAAUGUUCUUUUGCACUGCCUAGACCCUUUGCCUGACUGUACGACGUAUUGGGCCGGUAAUGAUUAAGAUCUCGUUUGGAUGUUGAUUUGAAAUAAAUUGAAUUUUAUAUAAAUAAUAGUGAAUUGAGAUAGUGAGGUGGGUUUUGUGGGACCCACUUAAGAUGAAUUUAAAUGUGUUUGAAUGUUAAGAUGAGUUUAAAUGUAUUUAUAGGAAAUUAAAAAAGGUUGUGGGUCCCACGUGUAAAUAUGUGUUGAGUUAAAAAAUAUUGUAGGUCUCACGUGUAAAGAUGCCUUGAAUUGAGUGAUGUUUAAUGAUUUGUGCAUUGUGUAUUUGGAUGUUAGGCUAAAUUUAAA
Juglans microcarpa x Juglans regia is the source of this 1485-nucleotide messenger RNA. RefSeq names its product ylmG homolog protein 1-2, chloroplastic-like. The transcript has 2 exons. The record is from RefSeq and is a predicted model, not a curated record. Gene Ontology annotation, cellular component: membrane. Gene Ontology annotation, biological process: chloroplast fission. The coding region runs from base 66 to 764 and encodes 232 amino acids. Lineage: Eukaryota; Viridiplantae; Streptophyta; Magnoliopsida; Fagales; Juglandaceae.